ACCCCUUUCCCGCAGGACCCAGAUCGCCAGACUUUUUGUUGCCCCGAAAAGUCCCUUCUUUUCCUUGUCUUCAUUGAAAUGCAGAGCCAAACCGACCCUUAACCAAAAUCUCAAUCUUCUUCUCGCCACCGCAGAUUCCCUUCCGCCAUGUUAGAGAUCUUACCGAUAGCCGAAAUUUAGGCGCCUGUUUCGGACAUGGGGAAUUGUGUUCUUGUUCGUAGACACCGAAAAUCUGUUUCCGAAUUCAAGUGGUCGGUCGGUUCCGAGACGGUCGUUAAUGUGCCCUCCCAAUCCAUUAAAGCUAUCGUUUUGGAGAAGGAGAUCCGCAGGCUCUGUUCCAGUCCUCUGUCUUCACCAAUGAACCACGUUCCCUGUUCUCCAGAUUUCAGUAAAGGCGACGAGAUAUUCUUCGAUUCUCAGGCCUGGUUGGACUCUGACAACGAAGAUUUCUUCAGCGUUAAUGGAGAUAAUACGCCGUCGCGCGGCAGCACUCCGAUAAGGCGUCCGAACGGCGUGGAGACGCCGCCGGCUGAGCCAUCUCCGAAAGACGGGAAGAAGCAGCUGUUUGAGCUGUUUCGCGACAGUUUCAACAGCGAACAAGGAAGAUCGUCAAUAGCAAAUACAAGUAAUCGCCACGUGGAGGUCGUAAAUGCGGAGGGUAAUAAUAAGAAGCCGAGUUUGAACAAGAGGCGUUCGAGAUCGGUGAAAGGAAAAUCGGCGCAGUCGACGCCGUGCUGCCUUCCGGUUCCGAACUUGGCGCGGAGCCUGAGCCUUGGCGAUAAGAAGAAGCGGCUGUUGAGCCCUUGCCACGGCGGCGGAUGACUACACCUUCGACCCCAUAUUUCCACGUGUCUCUCUGUAAGUGUAAACUGUAAACUACUGGGAAUUAAUGUUUUCAAACUUCAAAAUCUGUUUCAAUAAUAUUUUUGUUUUUGUAAUA
This is a messenger RNA of Momordica charantia (bitter melon), 940 nucleotides long. RefSeq lists its product as uncharacterized. The record is from RefSeq and is a predicted model, not a curated record. NCBI's taxonomy places the organism in Eukaryota, Viridiplantae, Streptophyta, Magnoliopsida, Cucurbitales, Cucurbitaceae.